CCACUCCUGUAUAUUCACUGGUUCCGCCCUCUGCAAAGCUUCGACAAUAAUCUACAGAGCUUCCGUCUAACUCGGUCAUCACAGCAGCAUGGACCUCAUGCAGUCAUUGUACCAGUAACAGAAGUCAUUCGUGCAUGUCACCUGAUUCCGCAAUUC
Molecule: messenger RNA, 156 nt
Organism: Suillus plorans
Lineage: Eukaryota; Fungi; Basidiomycota; Agaricomycetes; Boletales; Suillaceae
Exons: 1
Source: RefSeq, a predicted model, not a curated record